AUGAAGCUCCAGCACGCCCUCACCGUGCUCUUCGCGCUCUCCUCGCCCGCCUUUGCCGCCGUCAUCAACCCACGGCAGCAGGGCAACGCAGGCUACGCACCGGUUGACGGCGCGGCCGCCAACGCUGGCACUGGCGCCAACGCCGGCAGCGGCAGCGGCCAGGCUGGCGCUGGCUCUGGUGCCGGUGCUGCCGGCAACGCGCCAGACGGCGGACCUGGCUCUGGGCCCGGCUCGGGCUCAGGCUCUGGCUCCUCGGUCACUGGAGCCCCCGGCGCAGCGGGCACCGACCCCAGCGGCGGCCAGUCCGGUAGCGGCAGCAGCAGCGGCGGCGGCGGCGGCGGCACCGACCCCGGCCAGGCAGCUGGCGGCGGUGGCGGCGGCAACCCCGGCCCCAACCCCAACGCUAUCGGCCCCGCCGGUGCCUCCGCGGCCCCAGGCAAGGGAGCCCCUCCUCCGGCCUCCAUGAUCCCCUCGCCGGCCGUCACGCAGCCGUUCCCGACCACCGCUGGGCCGCUGCCGAACCCCAACAACCUCCCGGUGCCGGGCAAGGCGAACAACCCGAUCCCGAGCGCGCCGCCUCCCCCCGCGCCGACGGUGUCGCAGAACCCCGCGCCGGCCGACGUCGUCGCCCAGGCUGGCGCCAACGCGCCCAACGUGGCCGCCUCGCUCGCGUCCUCGGCCAACGCCGUCCUCCAGACCGGCGGCAGCCCCGGCAUCGUCGGCGGCGGCCCGCAGGCUGCGCCGCCCGUCGGCGGCCAGUCGUCGCAGUACCUCUAUGUCUGGUGCGGUGCCGAGGGCCGCGUCGACGCCGACCGCAUCGUCACGCUCGACUUUGACCCCAACUCGCCCAACUACGGCCGGCCGAUCUCGCAGACGCUCGUGAGCUCGGGCAAUGAGCCGCACCACUGCGGCCUGUCCAACAACGGCCGCACCAUGGUCUGCGGCGGCUUCCUGUCCCAGUUCAAGGGCCAGAACGAGCUGUUCGUCUUCGACGUCGGCGCCGACCCCGCCAACCCCAAGUGGGUCGCCAACAACCGCGGCGGCUACGGCAACGUCCCCGACGAGGUGUUCCCCCUCAACGACGGCACCUUCUUCGUCACCGAGAUGGGCAACAACUGGGGCGGCGGAUACCCCGGCCGCCUGGCCCACCUCGACGAGAACGGCAACCUCAUCGCAGAGUACCCUCCCAACCCGCCUCCCGACUUCCUGCCCCACGGCAUCGACGUGCGCUCCGACCUCAACCUGCUCGUCACGUCCGACUUCUUGAACAUUGCCUCGGCGUUCAACUCGGUCCCCGGCGACCCCGUCACACAGGCCUCGGUCCGGGUGUGGAACCUCGCUACCAUGCAGAUGUCGCCCUACAAGAUCCCGCUGCCGUCGGGAACUGCGUCGAUGGAGCUCCGUCUCCUCAAGCACGACCCCCGCGGCCGUGGCUUCGUCGGCGGCACGGGAACCGGCAAGGUGUACCUGUUCGACCCCUUCUACCGCGUCGCGCGCCAGGUUAUCGACGUCAACGACCAGCUGUCGUGGCUGCAAAAAGUGCUCUCGCCCAAGAUCACGGCCCAGAUGAAGCAGGUGUCCGAGGACGACCGCUUCCUGUACUUGCUGUACGCGUCCGACUUUGACAAGUGGACCAAGCGCUCUGGCUUCUACUCUGGUGUCGCCGUCUUUGACAUCACCAACCCCGAGACCCCCGUCCUUAUCCAGGACUACAAGCUGCCCGCGUACGCCGGCCCGCAUCUCAUCAAGAUCUACGGCAACCGUCUCGCCAUCACCGACUACUUCCUCAACCUCGACAACUUUGGCAAGGUCCACGCCGACGGUGACCGCCACGUCCGCGUCUUCAACAUUGGGCCCGAUGGACGCAUCAUCCCCGACCCCCGCUUCCAGGUGCCCUUCUCGCAGCUCAUCCCCGGUGUCAACCUCCGCCCCCACGGCCUCGCUGCCAAGGUCGCUCGUUAA
Molecule: messenger RNA, 1962 nt
Organism: Vanrija pseudolonga
Lineage: Eukaryota; Fungi; Basidiomycota; Tremellomycetes; Trichosporonales; Trichosporonaceae
Exons: 1
Coding region: 1-1962 (653 amino acids)
Molecular function (GO): selenium binding
Source: RefSeq, a predicted model, not a curated record